AUGUCCUCAACGCCAUGGAUCUUCAUCUGCCCCUCCAGCAGAGGCAUCGGCAAUGCCCUCACCCGCCACAUCCUGCGACGCACGGCUCGUUUAUCUACGCCGAUCCCGGUUCUCGCAACUACGCGGCAUCUCGAUCCGGCAGUGGCCAAGGCGGCGCUUCUUAGAGAUGUGUUUUCCACGCCAUCGUCCUGUUAUUCUUGGUCAGCUUCUUCAUCCUCGCUGUUGAAAGAACAGCACGAGAAACAACAAGACGAGCUCUCAAAGCGCCUCUUUGUCGUGCGCUGCGACGUCACAGACGAGUCCACCAUCGCAUCCGCCGCCCAAGAGGCACGGAAUCUGUUCCCCGGGGACUCGCACCACCUGCAUCUCGCCUGCGUGCUCCCGGGCGUGCUGCUCAACCCGGAGAAGUCGCCGGCACAGGUCGACGCGGAUGCCGCUCUGCAGUCGUUCCGGGUCAAUGCCGUCGGACAGCUGCUGGUGGCGAAGCAUUUCUUUGGGUUCCUCCCCCGGAAGGGGACUGCGAUGUCGUCGUCGCCGGGAUACGAGUACGACGACGAGGACGUGGACCAAGACGACGAUUACGAAGGCGAGGAUGAGGACGAGGCGGAGGAAGAGGCCGCGCUGCGUCUGCCCCAGCACGCAACUUGGCUCAACAUGUCGGCGAGAGUGGGCUCCACGACGGACAACCGCGCGGGAGGCUGGUUCUCGUACCGCGCGAGCAAGGCAGCUGUUAACAGCAUCACCAAGAGUCUGGACAUACAGCUGCGGACGAGGGCGGGUGACAAUGCCAUGGCGGUGGCCUAUCAUCCCGGCACGGUCAAGACGGAGCUGAGCAGGGACUACUGGGGUGGUGUGCCUGAGGAGAAGCUCUUCAGCACUGAGUAUGCGGCCGAGAAGCUCAUGGACGUGGUGUGUGGGUUGGGGGUGAAGGAUAGGGGACGCUGUUGGGACUGGAAAGGGACUGAGAUUUCUCCUUGA
Trichoderma aggressivum f. europaeum is the source of this 978-nucleotide messenger RNA. RefSeq lists its product as uncharacterized. The transcript has a single exon. Gene Ontology annotation, molecular function: alcohol dehydrogenase (NAD+) activity. The coding region runs from base 1 to 978 and encodes 325 amino acids. The record is from RefSeq and is a predicted model, not a curated record. Lineage: Eukaryota; Fungi; Ascomycota; Sordariomycetes; Hypocreales; Hypocreaceae. Gene Ontology annotation, cellular component: cytoplasm.